AUGGCGACAACUACUGAGAGCACGCCCACAGCCGGCGCAAAGCCGUUUGACAUCGUUGCGACGUACAAUGAGCUCCUACGCUCCGAUCCCGACCUUACCAUGCCCAUCGCGGCUAUUGAAGCUCUCGUGCUGCUUCUCACACAUUCACCAUCCUCGACAAUCUCCGAAACCCUUGAUCUCCUGGCACAAUCUACCGCCCACCUGAAAAAAGCCAUCCCCAACCCAAUUGGUCUCUCGGCCGGAACCGAUCUCUUCCAGCGAUACUUGAUUACCACAUUACAACGACCCGGGCAGCUGGGGCCCGCUGGUGACUUCAAAGCUAUCCGAACACAUCUUCUGUCGAACGGGCGACUGUUUAUUAGACGCGCCAAGGAAAGUCGUGAAAAGAUCGUGGCAUUUGGACGAGGAUUCAUUCGCGAUGGUUGCACAGUACUCACGAAUGGUGGAUCCAGAGCUGUCGCGUCUCUGCUACAGAAGGCGGCCGACGAGGAGGGAGGCCCUUCAGCGGUCCGUUUCCGAGUCAUUUACGUCCUGUCGUCCAUCAGCAAGAAAACAGCAGAGGCAUGUGGUGAGCCGGAGGGUAUGGAAACAGUGCGUGCGCUGAGGGCGAAGGGCGUGCCGGUGUCGACAAUCCCGGAGUCAGCGGUGGCAUACGCUCUCGGAAAGGCGGAUAUGGUCAUUGUCGGUGCUGAAGGUGUUGUGGAGAACGGAGGUAUCGUGUCCCGCAUGGGUACCUACCAAAUCGGCCUGCUGGCCAAGGCUAUUGGAAAGCCGUUCUACUGUGUGGCUGAGAGCCAUAAGUUCGUUCGUCUUUACCCGCUUGGCCAAUAUGACCUGCCCAUCGAGCAGCACGUCAUUGAUUUCAAGUCUGAGGAAGACAUUGCCGAACAAAGCCAGCAGCCGGUCGAUACAGGUGUCGACCGCCCGGUUGAGUUGGAAUCAGUGGACUUUACUCCUCCGCAUCUCAUUUCGGCUCUGAUUACCGAUAGUGGUGUUCUGACACCUAGUGCAGUCAGUGAGGAACUGAUUAAGAUUUGGUUCUAG
Penicillium manginii is the source of this 1044-nucleotide messenger RNA. RefSeq names its product translation initiation factor eIF2B subunit alpha. Lineage: Eukaryota; Fungi; Ascomycota; Eurotiomycetes; Eurotiales; Aspergillaceae. Gene Ontology annotation, biological process: translational initiation. Gene Ontology annotation, molecular function: translation initiation factor activity; guanyl-nucleotide exchange factor activity. The transcript has 2 exons. The coding region runs from base 1 to 1044 and encodes 347 amino acids. Gene Ontology annotation, cellular component: eukaryotic translation initiation factor 2B complex. The record is from RefSeq and is a predicted model, not a curated record.